Messenger RNA from Zingiber officinale, 840 nucleotides. RefSeq names its product pentatricopeptide repeat-containing protein At2g41080-like. Gene Ontology annotation, biological process: RNA modification. NCBI's taxonomy places the organism in Eukaryota, Viridiplantae, Streptophyta, Magnoliopsida, Zingiberales, Zingiberaceae. The transcript has 6 exons. The coding region runs from base 1 to 840 and encodes 279 amino acids. Gene Ontology annotation, molecular function: protein binding; RNA binding. The record is from RefSeq and is a predicted model, not a curated record.
AUGUACCUCAAACUUGGCCGGGUCCCCGCCGCCCGCGCCGUGUUUGACGCAAUGGCAUGUCGAAACGUGAUGUCCUUCAACAUCCUCAUCGGCGGCCUCAUCCACAACGGGGACAUCAACGCUGCCCGCAAGCUGUUCGAUGAAAUGCCAGAGAGGAACCUCGCCACCUGGAACGCCAUGAUUGCCGGGCUGGCUCACUUCGAGCUCGACGAGGAGGGACUCGAGUGCUUCCUGAGGUCGAGGAGGGAGGGCCUGCGUCCCGAUGAGUUUGGUUCUGGUCGCCAAAUCCAUGCCUUCGUGGUUAUCAAUGGGUUUGAGCAGGACAUGUGUGUUGGGAGCUCUCUAGCUCACAUGUACAUGAGAAGUGGUCAUCUUAAAGAAGGAGAAAGGGUUCUGAGAGGAUUGCCUUUCCUCAAUGUGGUCUCUUGCCAUACUGUGAUUGCAGGAAGAGCACAAAAUGGGGACCCUGAAGGGGCCUUCCACCAUUUCAUCCUCAUGAAGAAUGUCGGAUUGUUGCCAGACCAUAUUUCUUUAAUGGAGAAUUGCUAUUUUUAUGCCUCUGAAUCCAGGAAAUUAGAAGAACAGCAGCAACAGGAAGGUCUGGCAUCUUCUGACGAAUUCAAGAAGAACACGAGAAUCAUGAAAGAAAUGAUCAAUGAUGUGAUCAGCAAGGUAAACAAGCCACUCAGUAAAGGCGAGGUCUUGUGGCGCUUGAUGAUGCAGCUCAACCUUGAUGUUGGUCGUGAUUGUUCUAGGAUUUUUGCUAUAGGGACGCAUGUUGCUUGGCCUACACGUUGGGUAGUGAUGAAAAAUGAGCAACCACAAAUUUUCAGCUUCUGA